GGGGGCCAGACCAUUCCCUAUGACCUGCUAAAACGGGGAUACGAGAACCAACUAUGUAUCGAUUUCUCUGCCGUCGUUGUCGAGCUUAUGAAAAGUCGACAUCCUAACGAUGGCGUGGAAUGGAGCGUGGGUGGUGUGCGGAAUAUGCCGGACAUCCCCUCAAACUCCAUUGAUGUUGCGUUCAAUAAGGGAACGCUCGAUGCGAUGAUUUACAGAACCCCUUGGAGCCCGCCCGAUGACGUUAUGGAGAAUACCGGAAAAUAUAUGAAUGAGGUUUUCCGAGCCCUCAAGGACGAUGGGUUCUUUCUCUACAUCACGUAUCGCCAACCACACUUCGUCAAGCCGAUAAUCAAUCGGAAUAAUGAAUGGACCCUAGAAAUGGAGGUCCUGGGUGGCGGAGACAGCUUCGAGUACUUCGACUUCAUCCUUAGAAAGCAGUCCCCGCCUACAGUUCCAAUCCCGGCUGCGGAAUGA
Messenger RNA from Trematosphaeria pertusa, 474 nucleotides. RefSeq lists its product as uncharacterized. Gene Ontology annotation, molecular function: S-adenosylmethionine-dependent methyltransferase activity. The annotation marks the transcript as partial. The transcript is spliced from 2 exons. The record is from RefSeq and is a predicted model, not a curated record. NCBI's taxonomy places the organism in Eukaryota, Fungi, Ascomycota, Dothideomycetes, Pleosporales, Trematosphaeriaceae.